Mizuhopecten yessoensis (Yesso scallop) is the source of this 3955-nucleotide messenger RNA. RefSeq names its product nidogen-2-like. The transcript is spliced from 25 exons. The coding region runs from base 139 to 3933 and encodes 1264 amino acids. NCBI's taxonomy places the organism in Eukaryota, Metazoa, Mollusca, Bivalvia, Pectinida, Pectinidae. The record is from RefSeq and is a predicted model, not a curated record. Gene Ontology annotation, molecular function: calcium ion binding. Gene Ontology annotation, biological process: cell-matrix adhesion.
GAGUAAAGGGGGAGUCCGCGAGGAGCUAAGCAGAUUACCACUAAUAACCGCUAUUUAUAGAUUAGAGCCAGCAUUUCGUUUAUGGAUUAACCCCGAGACCCACGCUGUUGGAACUUUGGAACUUAUAAAAGCAAGACAAUGGAGUUCAUGAAUAUAUUUUUAAGUGUGCUGCUAGUGUUUCUGAGUAAUUAUGGAUAUGUAACAAAAGCCGUGUCUAUGAAACUACUAUUUCCAUUUGGAGAACAACGUGGUGAUACGUUUCUGGACCCCGGGGACGACAUCAGUUCGGAUGAAGUACCUCUUACUGUGCCGAUAGUAUUCUACGACAAAACCUACUAUAGUGUAUACGUGAACAAUAAUGGACAUUUAUCUUUUGAAUCGGAGCUGCCGGUAUAUCAAGCAAAUUUUGUACUUCCAAGUCGGUUUAAGUUGAUUGCAGCAUUUUUGGCCGACAUAGACACAACACACGCCGGAUCCGUAUAUUACAGAGAAUCCACAGAGACAGCUUUACUAGAGAAGGCAGCUCAGGAUAUCCAGGCUCAGUUUGAAGGUUUUGAAACAUACAUCCCCCGAGCCCUUUUUGUAGCUACAUGGGACAAUGUGGGUUUCUUUAGGACCAAUGACACAGCGUUAAAUACUUUUCAAAUUGUGAUAGCAUCUGAUGGGGAAAGUUCCUUUGCCUUCUUUAACUACCUGGAUGACGGACUUAACUGGAUCCGGAGCUCAGGGAAGCUGUCACAGAAUGAUCCUCCUGCCCAGGCUGCAUUUGAUUCUGGGGAGGGGCGCAUUCAUACCAAACUACCUUUCUCAGGCACAGAGGAAGUGGCCAGACUAGCUAAGAAAUCCAAUGUGGGCAUAGCAGGAGUGUGGAUGUUCAAGAUUGGCAAUACAUUAGGAGGAGAUAUCAGCGGACCAGGAGACGAUGAUGGAGAUGUGACAAUCUUUGACCCAGACACGUCGUCCGAUACCUGUCAGGUUGAGGGGACACAUCCUCAAUGUCACAGCAGUGCCCGCUGCCUUAACUUCCCUUAUGGCAUAUGUUGUGCUUGUAUCCCACCCAGCUAUGGCAAUGGACGCAACUGCCUCAAAUUUGAAGCUCCUCAGCGACUGAAUGGUAAGGUGUUUGGUACACUGAAUGGUAUUUCCAUUGACAAUCUGGACAUGCACGCCUAUGUGGUGACAUCUGAUGGCCGCGCCUACACUGCCAUCAGUCAAGUUUCUCCAGAACUGGGCGCCCUCAUGCUCACACUUAACACCAUAGGGGGAAUCAUUGGCUGGAUGUUUGCCCUCCCCAAUGGUCCCUUGGCCCGCAACGGUUUUAUGCUGACAGGUGGGGAGUUUAACAGGACAGCAGUCGUCACAUACCAGAGUGGGGAGGUGGUCAAUCUACACCAGAAGUUCUUUGGUCAAGAUACCCUUGAUCAGACUGGCCUUGAGACACACAUCAGUGGAGUUGUCCCAGAAGUGUUAAAUGGUGGCAAGGUUACAGUUGGUGACUACAAAGAGGAGUUUGUACAUGCUGGAAAGGGUCUGAUCACGUCCUUCUCCACACGAACAUAUCUCGUGGACGGUGUUGCCUACCAGUACAAGUGGAACCAGACCAUCAUGUUUAACGAGUGUAGUUUUGAUCCCGAGCCACGACUUGAUACCAUGAGGCUCAGUAGCAAGCGGAACCGAGUCGUCUAUGACAAUCUCAAUGAAAUUUUGCGAUACGCCAUGACAAGCCAGAUAGCUGCACUCACUGGGUCUGAUCCAUGCCGUAAUGCUGCCGAGGUCUGUGGAGAGAACUCUGAGUGUACCCCUGAUGGAGCCUCAUUCACCUGUUCCUGUCUCACAGGAUUUCAGGAUGAUGGAGGAUCUUGUCGAGAUAUUGACGAGUGCAGUGUCUACGCAGACCUCUGCGAUGUGAAUGCCCGCUGUUACAAUGUACCAGGGAGUUUCCAGUGUCAGUGUGAAUCUGGUUACCGUGGCGAUGGACGGUCCUGUACACGUGAGGUCCAGCGAUGUGGGGACGAUGUUUGCCAUGAGAAUGGACGUUGUGUAUACAACAGUGACUUAGGCAAGCCUAUGUGUGAAUGUCGUCAGGGAUUCCGUGGGGACGGAGUCAACUACUGCUCUGCUGAGUUUAACUGUAAUGAGGUUGACGUGUGUCAUCAGGAUGCAGAAUGUGUGUACGACGACCAGGAGGAAAAGUACACGUGUGAAUGUAAAGUAGGAUACAGUGGCGACGGCACCGUGUGUGAGCGGUAUGAUGUAGACUCUGAUUGCAGCCUGUGCAGUACAGAUGCCCAGUGUUUGUUUGACCCAAGACGAAUGGUGCAUUAUUGCCAGUGUAACAGUGGAUAUUCUGGGGAUGGCCAGACGUGUACACCAAUCACUGUACCAGACCAGUGUACUGACUGCCAUCCUAAUGCCCGAUGUGUGUUUGAUGAGUUUGCCCGUCAGUAUACCUGCCAGUGUUCCCAGGGUUACACAGGGGAUGGCUUCCUCUGUACCCAAUCAGAUUGCCGCACCAUACAGAAUUGCCACAUGUACGCAGACUGUUUCAAUGACACGAUCUUUGGAGGAUUCAGAUGUUUGUGUAGAAAUGGCUACACAGGUGACGGUACUGUCUGUCAGCCUGACGAUUGUAGUGUGACGGGGAAUUGUAAUAACAAUGCCCAGUGUGUUCCUGAUCCACGAGUUGAUAGCCGUUACAUGUGUCGCUGUAACCCUGGAUAUGAGGGCGAUGGCAUGACAUGCAGACAGAGAGUGACUCCAUGUAACCAAGUAUCUAACUGUGGUCAGAAUGCUGAGUGUGUGUACAAUCCUGAUGAGAUGUCGUAUCGGUGUCGCUGCUCCUCCGGUUACGAAGGCAAUGGUUUCACCUGUAGACCACGAGGUUACAACUGCCGCAGUGACCCCCGCAUCUGUGACCCGAAUGCUGCAUGUGUCCUCAAUGUCGACACCUUCAUCUGUGUGUGUAAUGAAAAUUUCCGUGGAGAUGGGCGUCGCUGUAUAGCAAUGGAUGAUGACAACAACUUCUUGCUAUUUUCCCGAGGAUAUUCAAUCCACCGGAUACCCUACAUGCCUAAGGAGGACGACCAAGGGAAAAGGAUCCUGUAUGUCCCAGGUCAGCUUGCCAUAGGGAUCGACUCAGACUGUGAGGACAGGACCAUGUACUGGACUGAUGUCAGCAAUGGACAGAUACAUCGUGCUAACCUGGACGGAACAGAUUCUACUCCUGUUAUAACAGACCUGAGCUCACCAGAAGGUGUUGCUGUUGACUGGUUGUCCAGGAACCUGUACUGGACAGAUUCUGGACUGGAUGUGAUCUCCGCCUCCAGACUAGAUGGCACCUACAAAAAGGCUGUCAUCCAGGGUAACCUUGUCAACCCCAGGAGCAUUGUCCUCGACCCAUCUAAAGGUAUGAUGUACUGGGCAGACUGGGACCGGGCUGGAGCUAAGAUAGAGAUGGCAUACAUGGACGGGGAGGACAGGAAGGUUUUGGUGGACUCAGACCUGGGACUACCUAAUGGUCUCACUAUCGACUUCCACACACAACAGGUCUGCUGGGGAGAUGCAGGAGUAAGGAAAAUAGAAUGUAUACGAUCAGACGGGAUAGGAAGGAAAACCAUUGUAGAUAAUGCUGCUUAUCCAUUUGACCUAGCAAUGGUCAGCAACAACAUUUACUGGUCAGACUGGACAGUUCCAGGAGUGCUGAGGGUUAGUCACACCGGGGGACAGGUGGCUGACCCACUAGAUUUGCCUGUUGGAGGAAAUGGAAAGCUGUACGGUAUAGCAGCUGUCCGAGCUUCCUGUCCACGAGCUAUUAAUGCCUGUGCUCGGGACAAUGGUGGCUGCCAGUACCUAUGUCUGCCUACACCCAACGGAGGCCGUACUUGUGGUUGUCCUGAUGAUGUUGACCCCGCAGACUGUAACCUGGUGGCUUGAGGAGUUAUACCUGUGUAGAAGG